GUUUGCAUGAUACGAUGAUGCGCGUGCCUCUUUAUCGUUUGACCUCGUUCUUACCUUUCUUUUUCUUCUUACUUUCUUUUCUUCUUCUUACUUCAUCUUUCUCUUCUUCUUCUCCCUUUCGUCCCUCUGUUUCCUUCGCUUCUACAUCCUCAUCCUCAUCCUCGUCUGAUUCUACCCUCGACUGGCUAGCAAGCAUCCCUUUACAUCAAGACUCCAGCAAUCGUCGUCAUCAAACACACAGCAAAUUUACCCUUCUUAUUUUUCCCACAUUGACAUCAUCUCUACACACACACACCUCUUUCUGCAGUCUUUUGGUUUCUUUUUUUCUGCCGACACUCUUUACCUCAACACACCGCCUUCUCCCCAUCCCACCGCCCUCUUCAAUUUCCUACCUGCGCACAAACAAACAACAACAACAACAACAACAAGACGAGCAGAACGAGAACAAAGGACAGGAAGGUGAAAUAAAAAUAGCGAAGGAUGAUUUGCUGCACAUGGUCAUGGCAGCAACCGUCCCAGUCGCAAGUCCACCCACUUCGUCGUCUUCCCUCUUCCGAAAAUUCAAGAUCUCCCUCCCUUUUCCCUCCACACCGCCUUCUCCACUGCCAUCCAGCAGCGAUAGCGGAUCAGCCUCUGCAGAUGAAGGGGGAAACACAACCGUCGCCAAGAGCUGGAGAGGACUAGGAACAACUGCCCCAGGUUCUCCGAGAUUUAAGUUUUCAAAACUGCUCCUCAGCAGUCGCCACCAAGUCAGUAGUCACCUGCCACAGGAACAGCUGGACCAAAACGAGAUCCAACCACCGGCAUCUCCAAUGCAGCAGCAGAACGGGGACCGUAGACAACACUAUCGACCUGAAGUACAUCUACCGUCAAAGCACCAGAAUCCAACAUCUCGCUCUCGGCGGAGCAGCUUUUUCAAUUUCCUGCAGCCUCAUUAUCAUAUUUUUCAUCGUCAUCGUGGACCCAAAGACAAAACGAACACCAAGCCGGACCGGCAUACGAGGAAUGAUCACUCAGCCUCUCAAGAGUCCAUUACAAGGUCGUUCAUGUCCCUACCUGAUCCCUCCAGUACGAGUACGGGGAGUGGCAGCAGUAACCCCAGUAGCAAGAACUCACGUACCGCUGCACUCCCGGAAGGCAAUGCUAAUACACUCUCGGAACUACCCGAUCAUUACAUGUCACUACCCGCGGGAGGAUCGGCAUUCUCAGCAACAAACGGGGUGUAUCCGCUGCAUUCAGAGGAUCUGUCUAUGACAGAGUUCGCAAAGCUAGCUGGCAUUACUAUCUUGCCCGAGGAUGACGAUUACGCCACGGCAAGCGACGAGCCAUCAAACAGCACUAGCGACAGCAGUGCAGGCGGGAACAACGCUGAUAUGGGAGGAACGUUCGGGCUAGUCGGACAUGGACGUGAAUCGGGAUCAAUAUCGGCAUCGGCGGGUGACACAAUGAACUCUGAAAGAUACUCGACAGUGGGAAGUGUGGCGAGUAGCAGAAGUCGUCGGAAGACCUGCAUUUGGGAUCCUCAAUUCUGGGCUGCACCUUCAUGCGACAGUGGGCAUCACGACUUGACGCCGUCGGCAUCGUCGUCGUCUUUGCCCAUUAAGCUUGUUACAAGUAGCGCCCCAGCAUCGCCCUAUCGAGCACGGCCAUUAUCAGUGCCGUACACGCCCAACGCUUCAAAGCCUGCAUCUCUGAGAGGCGACAUUUAUUCAUCAGGCAGUGAAUAUGGCAACAUAGAGAUACCAUUUGUACGAUAUGAUGGCCAUGUUCACGAGCAAGGGGACCCAAGUCCUCCAAAUGGGCAGCGGACAGAGUCUGAUAAAGUCCUUGGCGUGGAUCAGGUCCGGACGACAUCUAGCAGCGCGCCUCUCAAACGCGUGGAUCAGAUGGCCAAUCCUCCUAAGGACGCGGCCGAGCUCUCGCUGAACCUGAGCCGUCGGCGUUCAUUUACGUCAUUGACAGCAGUUGCUAUCGAGCUGAACAACGUUAGUGCACCAGAUCAAGGGGCUUCAGAGUCCAAGACAAAUGACCUUCAAUAUCCACAGCAACAGCAGCAGCAUCCGGGUCAGAGAGCUGCCCCUCGCGCAAUACAGAGGGAGACGUCAUCUGACUCGACAGGACAUGCGACAAGACUCCAGCGUCCUCAUAAUCUGGCCCAUUCUGUUGCGCUACACGCUCUUCAGCCUUCCAGGAAUAGGAGCCAUUCUACUGGACACAACCGCUCGAAUCUUCGCGCUGGGCCAUCGGGCGUUGCAAGGGCAAGGUCACCGUCUCCCUCACCUUUGUCCCGGCAGGUCGAAGUCUCCGAUUCGGAAGGAUGGGACACGCCACAGGAUGAGAAGGAAGGGUUUGAUUUUCAAACGACAGAGCAGGUAGAGGUCAAGAAUUCCCGACCUCCCAUAUCCAGGGACGAGAGAUAUUUCGCCAUAUACGAGGACGCGGAUGAAAAAGUGCGUUCCCCAGGAUCGGCGGUUUGGAGAUCUCCUCCUACACAGGAUAAGCUGAGGCCACCGGCAUCCGGGAAUGAGUACGUCAGCCCGAUAUAUCAUCAUCGCACACAGUCAUUGCCACACUUGCUUUCAAAGUUUGAACAGCAAGACCUGAAUGCAAUGGUACAGGGGUCGAUACCUCGAUCCUCGUCUCCGUUUCGAUUGACUCUGCCUCCGCCCUCACCUUCAUCGUCGCAUCCAAGCACACCUAGCUGUCCACCGAACUUCAGCCCAACCCGUGUAUUUGCACCGGGCACCAAGGUCGGGAGGUUCACACUGGUUCAAGAAACGUGCACUGAGCAUGCGAAUGUUCUUAAAGCACAGCGGGGAUAUCAAGAGCAUCAGGAUCAGUUGGCACAGAGGCGUGCGUCGACGGGCGGAUUGAGGUGCUAUAAUGCAAAGCAAGAAGUCGAGGCUGGUGUGUUGGAAGGAUCGGCUGUGGAGGAGAGGUUGGCUGCGAAUCCGGCUUUGUUGAACCCAGAGGAGAACGUGGUGGUCUUUCAGCGCAAGAGGACGAAGCGGUUGCAAUAUCCACCAGCAUCAGCGGCAGCCGGCGAUGCAGGUGCGGAUGCAGACAAAGAGGGCUGAGGAUUGACAAGGCCUACUUCGUAGUGAACCAAUGCUGGUUCCCUGCUUGUGUAUAUUAGCUAAUUAAAUAAAAUAAAAGUACCUUAACA
This is a messenger RNA of Gamsiella multidivaricata, 3166 nucleotides long. RefSeq lists its product as uncharacterized. Lineage: Eukaryota; Fungi; Mortierellomycota; Mortierellomycetes; Mortierellales; Mortierellaceae. The transcript has 2 exons. The record is from RefSeq and is a predicted model, not a curated record. The coding region runs from base 15 to 3077 and encodes 1020 amino acids.